Seriola dumerili (greater amberjack) is the source of this 2251-nucleotide messenger RNA. RefSeq names its product torsin-1A-interacting protein 2-like. Gene Ontology annotation, cellular component: membrane. The transcript is spliced from 8 exons. The coding region runs from base 148 to 1719 and encodes 523 amino acids. Gene Ontology annotation, molecular function: ATPase activator activity. NCBI's taxonomy places the organism in Eukaryota, Metazoa, Chordata, Actinopteri, Carangiformes, Carangidae. The record is from RefSeq and is a predicted model, not a curated record. Gene Ontology annotation, biological process: membrane organization.
AGUGCAAGCCUUAACGUUCCGCUUGUAGAUGGCACUCGAAAGAUAAGGAAACGUUACAUGGGUCAAUAUCAACGGUAAUGUGAUCGAGGGCACGUCUGCUUUGAAGAAUCCAGUGAUCCAUCUUGAGUGAAGUGCCCUUAUACAAAAAUGGCAGAGCAAAACACAGAUAUCAACCAAGAGAACCCAGCUCUCGAAAAAGUAACAGACACCGAACCCCUGGAUGGCAAAAAGGUUGAGCAAGGAGAUGGACAAAAACAAGUCUCCCCAGGCUCUAAAGUGACAGACACUGGAGCUGGAGGGGGGGAUGACUCCACUAGGGAGAGGACAAAAUCAGAAGCAACCGACACCGAACAAAGGGACAAAAAGGAUGAGCAAGGAGAUGGACAAAAACAAGUCUACCCAGGCCCUAAAGAGACAAACACUAGAGUGGGAGGGGGGGAUGGCUUCACUGGGGAGAAUCUGAAAAAAUCAGAAACAACCAAUACACAACCCCAGGAUGAGCAAGAAGAUGGACAAAAACAAGACUCCCGGGGCUCUAAAGACACACACACUAGAGCUGGAGGGGAUGAUGAACAGAGCCCAGAGCGUGAAUUACAUCCCGAAGACAAAGAUGUAAAGGAGAACACAAUCCCCCAACAGAAACCAUUGCUACAGGAAGAAGAGAUGGAUGAACAGAGAAAGAAUAUUGAAAACAUUUGCCCUACAACACAGGAAACUACUGAACCCACACUUCCAGAUAUUACAGAACAAGAACAAAGUUUUCUGCACACUGGAGCUGGAAGGGAUAAUGAAGGUGUCCCAGAGCCUGAUUUACCGUCUCAAGUCAGUGAUAAACAGGAGGGCAAGGCAGUCCGAAAGAGAGUAUUCCAACAGAAAAAAGAGAAUACUGAAAACGUUGGCCCUAUAACACAGGAGACUACUGAAACCACGACUGGUGGCAGAGGAAUGUUCUGGAUUUACCUGCUGAUAGUGGGAAUAGCGGUAGCAGCCAUUGUAGCCAUUUUAUACAUCUCGGAGCAUCUCCACCAGUCUGACCCUCCACCUCAGAAAGAAGAUGUAGCCAUCAGAUUCAUCAAUGAGAUGAAAAAAGUGGAGAAUCAGUUCCCUAACCAGCGGCCUGAGUUAUGGGGUAGGAGCAGGAUCCACCUGCUGAGGCACCUCCAGACGGCCCAGCCAACAGAGCCAGUGAGUCUCAUCCUGACUGCCGGCCUCAGAGCUGAGAAGACGCUACGCUGCCUGGCUCUGGGCGUGGCCUCUGCCUUCUCUUCUGCCCUCAAUGUCUCCGUCCUCCACAUAAAUGGAUCCAGUAAAGCCAGUCAGGACAGCGACCAGGUCAAACUGGACAUUGACAGCAAGUUGCAAGGUGCUUUUGAGGGAGACAAACCCGUGGCUGUCAUUCAUCGAUUCGAGGAGCUGCCUCCAGGUUCCACGCUCAUUUUUUAUCGCUACUGCGACCAUGAGAACGCUGCCUACAAGAAAACUUUUCUGAUCUUCACAGUGCUGCUGGGGGAAGAAGAGGAGAUUCCUGCCAAGAUUAGUUUGAGUGCUGUGGAGGAGAUGGUGGACGACCACCUUCAAAAGAAGUUUCUUUCUCAUGGCCGCCCUGUAUCUUUUGACAGAAUGGAUCUUGACAAGUAUGGUGGACUGUGGAGCCGUAUUUCUCACCUCAUCCUUCCUGUGGCAGCAGUUGAAAGGAUGGAACGUGAAGGGUGCACAUAAAUAUUCACUCUUACUUGAACUUUCAGUGUAAUUACUAAACUACCACCUUUUAAUCAGAUCUCUCACUGUGUGACUCCUGUUAUUCUGGGGCAGGUCGAGUGAUUUUAAAGACCCAAAGGUUUCUUAAUAUAUUAAAGCUCAUUGCAAAUGAAGGCAUCAAAUAGAAAUAAAAAAGAUCAUUAUAUUACGGAAUAUUUUUUUUAAUUACUGUGGAUAUUCAUCAUGAAAAAAGACUGUGGCACUUAAAAGUUAUUUAAUUUUAGAGUAUUGUUCUUCUCUGGGUAAUGACAACAUAAAAAUGUGUUACAUUGCAGAUCUAUAAUUUUGGUAUCACAAUACGGGGUUUAUUCAUUUUUAUGACAACUUUCUUUGUGAUUCUCAAACCUGCAUGGCACCAUAUGCCUUAACAGAACUUCUCAUGCACCAUUUUCUACAGACACAUACACACUUGACUAUUGAAAGAAGUUUGAUGAAGGGAAAUAAGUACGCAAUGAAAUGUGCCUUACACUACAAAUAAACAUCUAAGUUCAAA